UAUCGCUGUGUGGUUUGGUCGCGGAAAUUGUUAGUAUGGAUGUUGGUUGGUAGUGAAUCCUAGUAAAAUGUGAUUGACGACACGCGAAAUUUUUUGUGGUGUGUGUAGCUGUAUCAUAUAUCAGUGACAUGGAUGGGCAAGUGUGUGUCGAAGAAGCUAAAGCAGAUAUCACUGAUUUAAAGAAUGUUCUUGCUCUUUCGGAAAGUGAAAAUAAAAGUUUAAAGAAAGAGCAGACGUUUGCUAGUAGUCGUGGAAGUCUUCAGCAUAUGAAGUCCUUUUCUAUUCUUACAAAGUUAAUUGACAAAAACCAGAAACGCUUGUUACGUUUAACUGAAUUAGAAGACACGCUUACCAAGCAACUGUUGAAGGUUUGUGCCGAAUUGACAGCAGUAAACGACGAUAUAUCAAAAAUUGAACUGAAUAGUGAACACAAAAAGCAUCGUGCCAAAUCGCAACUUUCGAAAUUUGGGACACCUUACUUUAGACACAAGGAAUCUAGACCUGCCGAUAACUCUGAUGUUUUGUUGUUACGGCAGAUUGGUGAUAUAGGAUAUGUCGACUUGCCAAAACCACAAAGUUGGCUAGAAUCUGAAAAGAAAUGUGUAGUCAAGGCCAUUGAAACUGAGGAACGAAACCGGCAAAUAAAGGAUAUCGAAAUAGAAAAACUUAAAAUUAAGAAGAAAAUGCAGUCGUGUGAUGAAAGUGAGCGACUGGAGCUUCAGUCAGAACUCGACAGAUUAAAGGAACAGUCUUGUUUAAUGAAAUAUACGAGAGGUAUUCAGUUGUUUCAGAACAGCCCUUGUAAAUAUGAUUGGUUUAGAAUCUCGAUUGUAGAUUUGAAAGGCAAGCAUAGCCCACAGGAAUGUCAAGCUAUGUGGACGCAUUAUCUUCAUCCAGCCGUUAACAAAGGUCGUUGGAAGAAAGAAGAAGACGAGGCAUUGAAAAUUCUCGUGAAGAAAUAUGCAUUUAGCAACUGGGAUGCAAUUGCAUUGGAGCUCAAUACAAGCCGUUCAGCAUUUCAGUGUAUGUGCCAUUAUCAGAACAGACUUAACCCGCAGUUAAUGAGAAACAUCUGGGACGAAAAUGAUGAUUAUACACUCACAGUACUCAUUAAUUCUUUCAGGAAAGGAGAUUAUAUACCAUGGAAAAAAAUUGCGUAUUGUUUUAGCAAUUGCUCAGUUUCAAAUGUUGUAUCACGUUGGAAAACCAUAAACCCUGACGCAGUUAAAGGAAAAUUUUCAGAAGCAGAGGACGUGAUUCUCGUUGCGGCUGUCAGGAAGUUUGGUAAAGAUUUUAAAAAAAUAUCAGAUCAUUUUCCAGGACGAACAAGUGCACAGCUGCAGGAGCGGUACAAAUCUUUUUUAAAAAAUGAGCGUGAUGCGCAGCCUUGGUCGCCAGAUGAAGACAGGCUGAUCUGGGAGAAAGUUAAAGAAUUUGGACACAACUUUUCUCAUAUUGCAACAUUCCUAAUGAACCGUAAUCGAACUCAGAUAAGACAUCGGUAUUACAGGAUGUUGGACUGGCUGAAGAAACAUCCAGGUGAAGAGUAUCCUGCGUGCAGGAGUGGUCAGUUCAAAAUAGCUGAAGGACCAGAUGAACUUUGGAAAAAGGUUGUGAAUGUUAUGAAGGACAAGAAAGUGAAAUUUAAUGAAGUCAAUGGUGAUGCACUUAUGGAUGAUGACAGUUUUUCAAGCCUCAAAAGCAAGUUGAAAUUAAGGAAAAGGUCUGGGGUAAGACCUGGCCACCAGAGGACUUUUAAUGAUGUUGAUUUAGAACUUGCCAAUUAUUUCUGUUGUGUUUACUCACAGAGUGGGGGGAGGCAUAAAAUCAAUUACACCAAUGAGGAAAUUGAUACACAUGCUCGUGCCACAUCAAAGUUCUUAGAAUUUUUGUGUGCACAUUUGAAAAGUGUGCCUGACAGUGAAAUUGAGAAUGACCAAAUGCUUUCCAGGUUAGACAAGUUGGUGCUGAAGAGAAUGAAUGUCAAUGAAGAUGAGAAUUCUUCAGCUAGGCAAGGAUCUGCUGGUGCUAGUGUAAGUGCAGAAAGAACUGAGAAUGAUUUGGAAAAUUGUACUUUAUGUGCAUGUAGGAUAUGUAACAUUAAACAUGGUGAAAGAUCUUACAUUAAUGUCUGGCAUAAUGCAGUACCUCCGAACCAGACCUCACUCAUAGGAAUUCGUUCUAUUAUGUUGUGGCGCAAUGUUUUGCAAGCUAUGAUUUCUCCACCUAAAAUUAAGACUGAAGAUACAGUUGAGGAAUGUGAUCAGCAUGAGAGAAUUCAAGUGAGUGAAGGAAGUUGUGGAGCAGACGCAGAUGAAGAAUGUAGUGAGUGUAUAAAGGAGGCGAAAGCUGUAUUUGAAAAACAUUCAGGUAUUUGGAAAUCUCGUUUUCAGUCCGUUUUUGCAUGGGCAGCUUUAUGUAGUGAGUUUGCUCCUAUGUCAGAUGACACAUGCUGCCUGGAUGCUGAAUUUAGUGAAAUAAGUCUUGGCAACAAGGCUGAGUUAAUGGAUGAUUUGGAGACUAGAGAGUCUAAUGUAAAUGUAGGAAGGAAACAAAAGAAAAAAAUUAAACUGAAAUGAUCAUUGUUCUUUUUUUGUACACUAUGUUGUUAGAUGUCAGAUAGGUGCACUAAGUUCAGAGAAACAAUGCUGCUGUGAGAACAUGAGUAAUGUAACAUUUUUUAUAUGUGUAAAUAUUACUGUGUCGGUUUUGGUUGCAUUAAGUCUUUCCAAAGCUAAUGUCACAUCAGUCUGAAAAUCCAAUUAUAUAACUUGAAAAGA
Schistocerca nitens (vagrant locust) is the source of this 2780-nucleotide messenger RNA. RefSeq lists its product as uncharacterized. Bases 129 to 2579 code for a protein of 816 amino acids. NCBI's taxonomy places the organism in Eukaryota, Metazoa, Arthropoda, Insecta, Orthoptera, Acrididae. The transcript has a single exon. The record is from RefSeq and is a predicted model, not a curated record.